Panicum hallii is the source of this 1344-nucleotide messenger RNA. RefSeq lists its product as uncharacterized. Lineage: Eukaryota; Viridiplantae; Streptophyta; Magnoliopsida; Poales; Poaceae. The transcript has 3 exons. The record is from RefSeq and is a predicted model, not a curated record. Bases 77 to 1129 code for a protein of 350 amino acids.
CGGGGUUGCCGAUCGGUCGGCCACACCUAGCCCGUUCGCAGCUCAGCCCAGCUCGAUCGCGUGCUUCUUUAGCGGCAUGGGGCUGGGGUUCGGGAGGAAGGAGGCGGGCAGCCACGCGGCGAGCUUCCUCCUCGGCGCCGCGCUGCCCACGGCCCUCCUCUUCCUGCUCGCGUCCGACCGCCUCGGCGAGGGGCUGUCCAGCAUCUCGCGCAGCUGGGGGAGCGGGGCCGUGCCGCCGGCGGGCGACGGUGCAAAUGAGGUCAUAUUCAAGGGCCUACCCGAGCUGCUGCCGAGAGUGGCCAUGGAGGACAGGACCGUGAUAAUCACUUCGGUGAACGAGGCAUGGGCACAGCCCGGCUCCCUGCUCGACCUCUACCUCGACAGCUUCAGGAACGGCGUGGACAUCGCGCACCUCCUCAACCACCUCCUCGUGGUCGCCCUCGACGCCCGCGGGUUCGAGCGCUGCAAGGCCGUGCACCGUCACUGCUACUUCCUCAACGCCCCGUCCUUGGACAUGAGCUCCGCCAAGCCGUUCAUGAGCCCGGACUACCUGGAGCUCGUCUGGACCAAGCUCACCUUCCAGCAGCGCGUCCUCGAGCUCGGCUACAACUUCCUCUUCACGGACUGCGACAUGGUGUGGUUUCGCAACCCGUUCCGGCACUUCCCCGUGUACGCCGACAUGAGCUGCUCGUCGGACGACUUCAAGCCGUCUCGCGCGCCGCUGGACAACCCGCUCAACACCGGGCUCUACUACAUGAAGUCGACGAACCGGACCAUCCAGAUGAUGAGGUACUGGCGGGCGGCGAGGGAGAGGUUCCCGGGGCAGCACGACCAGGCUGUGUUCGUCAACAUCAGGCACGAGCUCGUGAGCAAGCUGCAGGUCAAGAUCGAGCCGCUGGAGACGGUGUACUUCGGCGGGUUCUGCGAGUACCACGACGACCCGGAGAAGGUCUGCACCAUCCACGCCUGCUGCUGCAUCGGGCUGGACACCAAGGUGCACGACCUCAAGGACGUCGCCGCGGAUUGGAAGAACUACACGAGCCUGACGCCGGAGCAGAGACAGAAGGGUGGUUUCAAGUGGUCGUACCCGACCAGGUGUCGGAAUUCCAUUGGGUGGCGUAGGCCUUGAGACGAGCGAUCUCAAGUGGGCAGUAUUUAGAUACUCUUUUAUCAUGAUCGAGUAUGAAAUUUUAACGCUGAGAUCUAAAUAAACUGGUUAGGUCUAUAUGCUAUCCAAACUCACUAGCAGUCUGGAGAAGAUAGAAAAGGUGUAUUGUACACUUUAAACUCGCGUCCUUUUAAUUUGAAUGUUGGUGAGACCAAAAUCAGAUAUGUUAGGUUUCA